Lepus europaeus (European hare) is the source of this 1143-nucleotide messenger RNA. It is a transcript of the gene JOSD2, whose product is annotated as Josephin domain containing 2. The coding region runs from base 274 to 987 and encodes 237 amino acids. The record is from RefSeq and is a predicted model, not a curated record. Gene Ontology annotation, molecular function: cysteine-type deubiquitinase activity. NCBI's taxonomy places the organism in Eukaryota, Metazoa, Chordata, Mammalia, Lagomorpha, Leporidae. The transcript is spliced from 4 exons. Gene Ontology annotation, biological process: protein deubiquitination.
GGCGUCGCCAGGCGCAGGGGACCUGGGGACCGCACUGCUUUUCCUGUUGUCCAGGGAGGGGGAUGGUUGCCAUGGGAAGGCGGGCUCUGGUGUUGCUAGGCGACCGGUAGAGACCCCUCCCCCGUCACCCAGAGGCAGGGGAGGAGACUUCCGGUCUCGCUGGGUAGUCGAAGAGACCUUGUUGCUUGGGGGGGGGUCCUCCGUUGCUAGGUAACCAGCGGGGGUCCCGGUACCCAGGGCCGCGGAGGGCGGCGUCUCCACCGCCGGCCCAGGAUGCCAGGGAGCCUUGUCCCUGGAGAGCCGGGGCGCGGGGGUCCCGUGUCGUCCCUGGCUGCCCGGGCCCUGCCCUCCAUGGAGGAAGCCGCCCCCAGGCCCUGGGCCCCUGAGCGGCCUCCGCGCCCCCUCCGCAGGAGGAGCCCAGGACGGCAUGUCCCAGGCCCCGGGAGCACGGCCGAGCCCGCCCUCCGUGUACCACGAGCGGCAGCGCCUGGAGCUGUGCGCCGUGCACGCCCUCAACAACGUGUUGCAGCAGCAGCUGUUCAGCCAGGAGGCUGCCGACGACAUCUGCUGGCCCCAGACUCCCGGCUGAACCCACACCGCAGCUUCCUGGGCACCGGCAACUAUGACGUCAACGUCAUCAUGGCCGCCCUGCAGGGCCUGGGCCUGGCCGCCGUGUGGUGGGACAGGAGGAGGCCCCUGUCCCAGCUGGCCCUGCCCCAGGUGCUGGGGCUGAUCCUGAACCUGCCCUCGCCCGUCUCCCUGGGGCUGCUGUCCCUGCCCCUGCGCCGGCGGCACUGGGUGGCCCUGCGCCAGGUGGGCGGCGUCUACUACAACCUGGACUCCAAGCUGCGGGCGCCCGAGGCCCUGGGGGACGAGGACGGCGUCAGGGCCUUCCUGGCCGCGGCGCUGGCCCAGGGCCUGUGCGAGGUGCUGCUGGUGGUGACCAAGGAGGUGGAGGAGAAGGGCUGCUGGCUGCGGACGGACUGACCGCCGCCGCCUGCCCGCCGGGGUCCCUGCCAGGCCUCGCCGGGCGCCAAGUGCCGGGGAAGGGCCUGGGGCCUCAUGGGCCCGGAGGAGGCCCCGACCCCUUCCCCACUCCCCCGCCCCCCAAGCCGCUGCUGCCUCAAUAAAUGUGUGAUUUGC